Messenger RNA from Pieris brassicae (large cabbage white), 1139 nucleotides. Its product is annotated as protein big brother-like. The record is from RefSeq and is a predicted model, not a curated record. The transcript is spliced from 3 exons. Gene Ontology annotation, biological process: regulation of transcription by RNA polymerase II. Gene Ontology annotation, molecular function: transcription coactivator activity; sequence-specific DNA binding. The coding region runs from base 97 to 807 and encodes 236 amino acids. Gene Ontology annotation, cellular component: nucleus; core-binding factor complex. NCBI's taxonomy places the organism in Eukaryota, Metazoa, Arthropoda, Insecta, Lepidoptera, Pieridae.
GUAGUGUCGAGUCGUGUAUUGAUUCCAUUUCGCGUCGUCGACAGUUUACAGUGUUUUAGUUCUAGUAAUGCUAAGUGUGUUGUGAAGAUUAAUGUUAUGCACGCAAUGAGUGAUCCUGCGUCCCUCGCCGGAAUGUUACCAUUUGACUCCAUUGGGCUAUAUGAGCAGCCUAAACCGAGGUUUAUAUUUAAGAUGCCGCGAGUGGUUCCCGACCAGAAGGCGAAGUUCGAAUCUGAUGAUCUCUUUAAAAGACUGAGCAGGGAGAGCGAGGUUAGGUACACAGGCUACCGGGACCGACCCCCAGAAGAAAGACAGAUGCGUUUUACCAGCGGCUGCCGUGAGGGUCACACCGAAAUCGCCUUCACUGCUACCGGAACCAACCUCCAACUUGUCUUCGAUCAUUCGCCAUACAACAACCGGGGCUGUGACUUCCAGAAAGAAAACGGCAAAGCCCAUAUCAUAUCCCGGUUCAUAAUGAAUGGAGUGUGCGUGAGAUGGCGUGGAUGGAUCGAUUUGGAGCGUCUGGAUGGUGCAGGGUGUCUUGAACUUGACGAAGAACGCGCAGCCAUUGAAGAUGCAGCCUUGCGUGACCAAAUAGAACGUUAUAAUCAGAGGCUGCGUGACUUUGAAGAUAAACAGCGCGCUUACAGAGAACACGGCGAGGAUAUGCGUGGUCAUUCACAGGUCCAUGGCGUUCAGCGUUGCCACCCGGGAAGGCAACCACCUCACGCACCACAUCCAUCCCAUCCACAUCCCUCACACCCUGUACACAUAAAACCUCACUCUCAGGGUGCUCUCAUAUCGUAAAUUCAUAUUAUUAUUUCUAUUGAAAGCUAUUCAGAUUGUCAAGCAAGCAAUGGAUUCAAACCCAAAUGUACCUUAGAUGAAGAAAGUAUUGCAAUCGUAGUUAUAAGAUUUUUAUAGCGGUAUGAAAGUCUUUUGUAUUUGUAUUCACCAUAAGCGAAAUGUCUCGUAGUAUGGAUAUCAUAUCGUAGCUAAACGUUUUAUCCUACGAAAAUGAAUUUUUUGACUUUAAAAUUUUAGAAUUGCUACAUUUUUGCUCGAUACUUUCUGAAAUUAUAAAAAUUAUUUGUAUGUAUAAAGUGAUAUUACGUUGAUUUAGUUGUGUUAUUUAAUUU